AUGUCACCUCCACAAUGGGUCAAAGAUCUGAAGCCAUCCGGUCCGCAAGGCACUGAGCUUAUCAAGGUGGAAAGGGAGAAGUCUAAUAUACAUGUCGAAAAGCUCUCGAACUUCUUAUUCACCAAAGAGGUAUUGGAGCGUCAAGAACGUAUAUUAAAUAUCUUGCAAGCCGACAAGAUAUUCGACAAAUCAAAUAACUAUUUCGAUGGCCGAGUAGAUAGAUUCAAGACUUCUCUCGCAAGGGCGAAGAGACUUCGUCAACUACAAGUCAAGCACAACUGGAAUCAAGAGGAGUAUCAGGUGGCAAAUGAGCUCAUUAGCGAGCCGACUCCUUACGGGCUUCAUGCUUCGAUGUACCUCACCACCCUGCGUGGCCAAGGCACACCUGAACAACACAAAUUAUUCCUCGAACCCGCCGAGAAUUACAAGGCUAUUGGAUGCUAUGCACAAACAGAAUUGGGACAUGGAUCGAAUGUGCGAGGAUUAGAGACAACUGCUACCUGGAAUCCCGAAGACAAGACAUUUAUUCUUCACUCACCACAUCUCACUGCGUCAAAAUGGUGGAUCGGGUCUUUAGGAAGGACUGCAAAUCAUGCUGUGGUUAUGGCACAACUCAUUAUUGCUGGAAAGCCAUACGGUCCACAUCCUUUCGUAUGCCAGAUCAGAGACAUGAAAACCCAUGAGCCAUUAGAUGGUGUUUACGUGGGAGAUAUUGGGCCAAAGUUUGGCUACAAUACAAUGGACAAUGGGUUUCUGUUAUUGAACCAUGUCAAAAUUCCACAUAUUAAUAUGUUGGCCAAAUUCUCUAGCGUUGACCCUCAAACAAACAAAUACGUCAAGCCAUCGUCACCAUCUUUGAUUUACGGCACUUUGACUUGGGUCCGAUCAACCAUCGUCCUACAGUCGGGUGGUGUUUUAGCUAGGGGUGUGACCAUUGCAACAAGAUAUGCCUCUGUCAGACGGCAAUUCCAAGAUCGGGAUGCUGGAGCUGAUGUAUCUGGGGAGAACCAGGUCCUUAACUACACAAUGGUCCAAUAUCGAUUAUUACCAUUGCUUGCAGCCACGUUUGCUCUACACUUCACAGGAAAGGCCAUGAUGGGGCUGUACCAAGAUAAUCAGAAGCGGAUGCAACAGAAUGCUACAAGUGCUUCUGAUAGCAGCAGGGGCGCCGGUCCAGAGGAACUCAACUCAGGAAGCGACUUAUUGGCAGAUCUACAUGCUACAUCGUGUGGUCUCAAAGCUCUUGGAAGUACUACAGCUGCAGAAGGUCUCGAGGUCUGCCGUAGAGCCUGUGGUGGUCAUGGAUACUCAAGCUUCAGUGGUAUCGGAAGUUGGUAUGCUGAUUACCUUCCAACAACCACUUGGGAAGGAGACAACUAUAUGCUCACGCAGCAAGUGGCACGAUACCUUCUCAAAUCUGCUCGCGCCGUGUUGAAGGGAAAUGCCCCCAACAACGACACAACUAAAAUAUUCACAACCUUCCUUCAAAAGCAAGAUAUGGGUGCCGCUCACGAUGUUCUCGGCUCAGACAGUGACAUCGUUGCUGCUUUUGCAUGGAGAACAUCCUUCUUGACCUUUGAAGCCCUGAAACAUCGUGACGCGGAAAAGGGAUCAUGGAACUCUCUCCUUGUUGAUUUCUGGCGCCUCAGCACUGCGCACUCUCAAUAUCUCGUCGUCAAGAACUUCUACGACGCUCUUCAAAGCGAGUCUCUCCGAUAUGAGCUUGAUGCCGAGACCAUUGAUGUCCUUCACAAACUCUACCGUCUCUAUGCUCUGAAUACUCUUGAGAAAGAGGCAUCGGAAUUCUAUUCCUCGUCUGCUGUUACUGUGCGACAAAUCCAAUUAGCGAGAACCAAGAGCGUAAUGAAGUUAUUGGGAGAGAUCAGACCACAUGCAUUACGUCUCGUCGAUGCAUGGGCAUUCCCCGACUGGCAACUCGAUUCUUCGCUGGGUAGAAAGGAUGGAAAGGUUUACGAGGAUAUGUUCUAUAGAGCUAGUCAGUUGAAUCCGUUGAACGGACUGACCGUUGAUCCGUAUGCGGAUAACGACAAUAUCGUCAAGAGUGAUGAGACGGAGAGGUUCAGGAGUAAGUUGUAA
Molecule: messenger RNA, 2097 nt
Organism: Botrytis fragariae
Lineage: Eukaryota; Fungi; Ascomycota; Leotiomycetes; Helotiales; Sclerotiniaceae
Product: putative acyl- oxidase protein
Exons: 2
Coding region: 1-2097 (698 amino acids)
Biological process (GO): fatty acid beta-oxidation using acyl-CoA oxidase; lipid homeostasis
Cellular component (GO): peroxisome
Molecular function (GO): acyl-CoA oxidase activity; fatty acid binding; FAD binding
Source: RefSeq, a predicted model, not a curated record